This is a messenger RNA of Cladocopium goreaui, 10116 nucleotides long. Lineage: Eukaryota; Dinophyceae; Suessiales; Symbiodiniaceae. The record is from the annotation of a GenBank genome assembly.
AUGCCGGAGCCCCAGGUGACUAUGGCACAAGCCCUCUUCCGACCAAAGGAGCCAGGGACCACAAGCUUCCCGGGGCCGGUAUCCGGCCCGGGACAUGGUGGCCUCGCCUCGAGGCUCGUACCGAGCCCGGGAGCGGUUGACCUCUUUCCCGGAACGGCCCAUGCGUUGCCCCCUCUGUCAGGCCAAGGCUUGGGAGCCUUCAGGCCCUAUCAUGCCGGGGCUUAUACUGACCCGGGACCGCCCGCCCUUGAUGAGGCAUCUAAGGCCCUGCAGACUAUUGCUAAAGCCAUAUCCUCCAAGGACGAACCCUCUGGUCAAGAACGGGGCAAGCUUUCUUCUAUUGGCAAAACUGAAGAGCGCUUGGUCUUCUUGGCCCGGGGGUGUGACACCCUUACCGUGCACAUCGGGGAGGCGACGGUAGGCAAAGACCUAGCCCUAAGGUCUAUGGCUUCGCAGAACAGACCUCUUCUCCGCGAGAUUGGGUAUCCGGUCAACAUCAGCAACCGGAUUGCCUUUGGAAUUUCGUCCCUCAACAUCGGGGGCAAGGGGUCCGUUCCGGACUACUGUCUCAGCGUGGCAGAUUUUCCUCAAACAUCAGAAGAAGAGUUUGACCUUUUCCCUCCUCCGGGGGAUAACAAACUAGAAAAAAGGGGAAGAAACCCUACCACACUCACCGGUUGGUACAGGAAUGCUUUGCGACAGGCCUGGGCCCUCGCGUGCGCUUUCGGGGCUGAAUUUUACGCAAGCUGGGAGAGCGCUGCUGCGCAGCUCCUUAAGCUUGGUGAAGAAUACACCCACGCUUGGCCCUUACAAGCCGUCCUCAGCACUUGGGAGGAACUCUGGGGCCGCUUCGUGGAAGAGCUCAGGGCCAUCGACCGCAGCGCGCGACGGGAAAUGCAAGAUGAGAGUCCCAGUUUCGACAGACUGCGCUUCUUUGCCACUUCACCUGGGGCCGACGGGACGCCUUGGCUCAGGUUGCCACAGACCUUUGACUUGCAGGCCUUGGGAGAGUACUUCCAAACCGACAUUGUCCCCCGUCAAAGGCGGCUUCUUGAUCGAGCCUGCUGGAACAUGGCAUUCAAACGCCCGUCCCUAGCAGGGGGAAGGGCAGGUGAAAACGCGGAUAACGCAGCGGGAAAUUUGGGAGAUGGCGCUAAAGCCGGAAACCAACACACUCCAAAACCCAAUGCCCCAAAGGAAGUUGGUCAGCUGCUCGGGUCUCCGCUGACGCCCAAAGAAGUCAGCCGAUCCAUGGACCAUCGACCCAAGGAUCGAACAGGCAAAUACCUUUGUUGGGACCAUUUUUCCCACCGCAAAUGCGCAAAAGGCAAAGACCGCCCCCAUUCACAUGUCGGGGGAGCCCCGAAGUGGGACACCCUCGAUUGGAGCAUUCAGAUGCAGCUAUUGCGCCGAGGCGGGCAUCCCGCCCGGGCGAAGCUGAAAGCAGGUCAGGUCGACGCUGCAGUUGAAACUAUUCGCAAGGAGCAGGCAGCGAAGCUGGCUACGAACGUACAGGAAGGAAAAAGGGCCAAAGAGCGAGAAACCUCUAAGAGGGCAGCCGGACCACCAGAAGACCCCCCUGAAAGCCACACACAAUAUCGUAACGAUACGAGGGCUGGUUGGGUCUCUGCCCCCGGAGGGCUGAACAACUUCGCACCCACCGACAUGGAGGCGCCACUUGCCUCACUGAUGGGAGGGCAGGCAGAAACCAGUUGGACUGCCGAUCAUGCAAGCCCUGCCGCACGCACGGCCCAACUGGUCGUCCCGCACGAUCAGCCGGAGGCGGGGGAGAGGCUGAGACAUAUGCAGGUCAUUGACGACACCUUGCAGCUCCCCGAAAUGCCCCUGCAUCUGGGCGUGCAUCUUCGGAAUCGGGUGCUCACUGACGCCGCUGCCCAGCCUCAGGCUGCUGAUAUCCAAAGGUAUCUGGAAGAAGCGGUUCAGGAAGGAAGCGCAGAACUGGCCGCAGAAGCCACCGAGUUCUUACAAACCUAUCCGGACUUGCGGGUAGGGUCUGUCUCGCACUGCGGGGAGCUCAGUGUCCUGUCUGCAGACAGCAAUUUGGGGGCCGCUACCGGGACCUUCACCUGGCUCGAUACCACUUAUCACGUCUAUGAUUAUGGUGACCAGUUGAGCCCAGCCCAUUCAGGGCUGCUGCCGUGUGACGAGCCACACCCAUCGCAGGAACCCAGGCAAUGUUUUUUCCUCCACGUGGCGGCUGGCCUGCUCACUAGAAAGUCCGGAACCCCGCCUACUUACGAGGAGACGUGUGUGCAGGCUCUGGCCCUUCAGCGCGAAAUGUACCACUCCGCGGAAGAAUGCCUUCAAGCCCUAGGGCCCGAGCCUGAUCAGUGCACCCAAGCGGAGGACGACCUGCGCACUUUCGCGCAUGACGCUCUCUAUUACGGCCAUGAUAAGGAUUAUCGAUGUUUGGCUGCUCUUCCCCUGUCGGCCGCCGAUGAGCGCACCUUUUGUCUCGUCCGCAUGGACGACUGGCGCCGGGUCACUUGUGAGGUCAUUCAAGGGGUUAGUUCCUGCGCCACACCUCGGAGCCUCGUUUGGCUUCUGGUCCACCAAGGUCACAUGCGCCUGCUCGUUCCGCCCAUGGACCGGGCUUUGCCUACCGGAGCCCGCGUAGUCUCGGCUGCCGGUUGGGAACUUCACCUAGAAGCGGCUCUGACGCACGGGGCGCGCCUUCGCGCCCGUGCCGCCAAACCCUGCCCUCGGUGCUAUUCGGAUCCACACCGUCGCACCGGUCGUGCUGCCGGCGUUUUUGGCUUAUAUCCCUUUCCGUCCCCGCCACCCGUAGGCACUCGCACGGGGGCACCUGCUUGGGAAGACACCGAGCCCUCCCCGUCGCAAUGGUCUAGGCAGGACUUGGCUUCCUGGCUUGGCGCCGAUCUUCCUGAUGGGACUCCCCCUGAUCUCUUUGAUCUGGCACCGCCCCCUUUCUCGCCCUCCGGUGUGGAGCGACCCGCUCUAAGCUUCGAGCCGUUAUCACUCUCCUUCGCCCACGACACCUUUGGCUUACCCUGCCCCUCCACCCCUUUGGAGGCUCGUUUUGAAUCGUCUCGCGGCAAGGAUGCUUCCCCCGGCUCUGGAUGUGGCCGCCGCCACCUGGACUUCCUCUUGGACCUAGGCCGCCUUCAAUCCCUGUCCGGGGGCACCUUCAGCGUGCUCCACCAUCUUACCAGCACCGCGUGGCGGGAACCGGCAGCUGUCGCUCUUUUGGCUUCUGUCCCACGGGCGCGGCCCUGCUCCCCGAGGCGCGUUUCGCGCCCGGGGCCGGCUUGCGGCGAGCCGGUCACGCUGCCCUUCGCCUCCCCUUUGGGGACGCCUCCGGGGCGCACCUGGGGCGGGGGGGGGGCGGGGGCUUCGCUGCUCUCCUCGCUCAGCAAAAGCGAUGUCUAUGGGCUUCGAGGGCCACUGCAGGACCCUCCUCCAAAGCAAACGGAGGAAGCGGCGGGCGCCUACCUUGAUUUUUUCCAAGGCAAGGAUUUUACGAAGGAAAACUUUGCCGAGGCGGCCCAACAGGGGAGCAGACUCCUGGAGGUCGCAGGAGGAUGGAAGGAGGCGCUGAGGGCCAUUCGACGGCAUUGGGUCCGGACACACGGGGAUCACCUCGCACUUCACAGCGACUUUUUCGAAGGAUUGGUUCACCCAGCUAUCUUGGAGAGGGCCAGGCACGUGGCCGUUUGGGGAGUCUCCGCAGAAGCAGAUUUGGAAGAGACCCAAAGGGUGCAAAGCGCCCCCCAUCCUAGCCUGAAGGAGCACAUCGAAGAAGCCGCCAAGCAGCUUUGGGAGGACGCCGCCAAGGGGCGGUGCCUUCUUUGUUACGACAAAGGAGAAGGACUGGAAGGGGUGAUUUCCGUCCCUAUGGCCCGUGUACCAAAGAUGAACCCAGACCGGAGAUCCUGCUCAGCAAAAAGGAUCCUGCUCAGCAAAAAGGACGUGGCGGAGGCCUUCAAAUGGAUCCCCCUCAAAUUGGAAGACGCCAAGCUCUUCGCAGCUGAUGUCCCUGCUGAAUUCACUCAGACUUCGGAGGGGACCACGUUGAUUUAUAGUUUUUUGACGUUUGGCUGGUGUGGUGCUCCGGGUGAGUACAUGCACUUCGCCUGGGUUAUCAAGUCAGCGCACGGGUCGUUCGCUCCGGACAAUCACCGGUGGGAAGAUGACGUUCCCUUCCAUUCCUUCGUUCUCAUGGACGACACCGUUCUGAUCGAGCCGGAGUUGGGCUUCAGGCCGCAGCUCUCUGUCGCCCUAUCCGAAUAUGUCACAAAGGCCACCCUUGGGGAGGGCAGUAUCAAUGCUGCGAAGGACGCUCUCGAAGGUAGGCUUGAAUGUCGGAAAUUGAUAUGGGGGCUGGUGUAUGACACCCAGUCCUACACUCGCAGCCUCCCUGCGGCAAAGCUGGAGAAGGCGUACCAUCUUUUGCACCUCCCUGAUUUCGAUAGUGGGUGUACCCAUGUGCCUCUUCGUCUUGUCCAGGAGCUGAGGGGAAACCAGCAGUUUUGGCUGGCGGUGCUUCCAGGGCUCAGUCCCUACUUAGGGGCGACGAAUGACCUCCUGGGCCCGGCUGACGAAAGGGGGUUCGCGAAACCUAGAGGCACAGUGGCACAGCAGAAGGCCAUUUGGGCACGUUUUUGGGAAUCAAUCGAGCUCCAAAGACUGCUCGUGGAUGCCACUUCACAAUGGGAAGUCCGAUUUACCCACCCUCUGACUUCAGCCCUCACUGUCCGGGAGCUCCUUUCCUUCCCAGGAAUGAGUCAAAAAGUUGUCUGGGCGUCAGGAGAUGCAACCCCCCACAAGUUGGCGGCCGUGGAUUGGGAAGCCAACGUGGCGGUAGUGGAGCCGGCGGAAUCCGUGUGGGAACGCCUCCGGCGGUUUUGCGCCGAGCACGACCCGGAGCUUGCAGCUGCGGAGGAGGAGACGUCGACCGUCACCGAGGCUCGUUCUGAGCCCGGAGACGGGUUGAUGAUUUCGCUUGCUGAGCUUUUGGCCGUCGUGUCGUUGGCGUGUCUGAGAUGGAAGUCCUGGAAGGGAAAAAUUGUCAUCUACGCCGGAGACAACAGUAAUGUUAUCUCAUGGCUAGCCAAAAGACACGCAGGACCACCAGCAGCUCGGUUCCUUCUACAACUUCUGGCGGCACUUGAGACAGUUGGAGGCUUCCGCUUGCACGCCGAAUAUAUCCGGACCUAUCACAAUCAAGUCGCGGACGCUCUCACGCGGGAAGAAGAAGGGCCGGUUCUAUCAGCUUGGAACCUGGAACGAAAGGAUUUCUCCGAAGUCCUCCUUGCCACGCUGGACAGGGGGUGGACCCGUCGGGCCCUGCUAUGGGAUGGAAUGGACCAUGAGGACCAAGCCUCCGCCCUGCAGUUGGGGUUGAGACGACAUCCGGAAGGCCCGCAGGGGCUUCGAUUCCCAUUGCGGCCAGGCAUUGUCUGCUGUGAGCUUGGCCCGGAGCCCCGCGUGUACCACUUGGAGUUGCUGUCCAGAGGUUUGAAAAUGCAGGAGCCCGGCCUAUUGGCUGACGAAGAGGCGGUCUGCGUUUUCUAUUGUGUCGGAAGGGACGAGGUUGCCACCGCGUCCAGCCUUGCCCAACAAGCCCAAGGUCUCCAGCCCAAGGGGAUAUGGGCCGACUCCAUCUCCUCUCUUGGCCUGAAAAGCGCUCAGGCUAGGUUACAAGAGAAUGGAUGGCAAACCCGGGUGGUACUCGUCAGCGGCCGGACACUCCAAGAUCAGUGUUGGUGGAAGCGAUGGAUUCUCCUUGCCGUCCCUAGGGGCGCGCAGAUGCCAGACCUUCCGUGUUUGACCGCGGAUGACGAGCCCGUUCAAGACGAACCCGGACCGGCUGCGGGGGCCGAGGCUCGCUCCGAGCCCGGUCAACUCCCAACCGACAGAAAGGUCGGGAUUUGCGAAUUGCCUUGGGAAUCCGCAGCGCGGGAGGCGCUCAUGUCUUGGCUCCAAGAACGUGGUUGGGGAGAUUCCAAGGUUGGAGGGAAGCACAAAAAGCAGAGGAAGAGUGGCAAAAAGAUGGAAUGGCAGGAGGAGCUGUCAAAAGCCAUGUCUCGAUGCCUCAGGCACGAAGCAGAAUGUAUAACAGAAGACGGCUGGGUGGAACUGCCCGACCUCCUGGAAUACCUCCGUAAGCGCCUGAACUGGCAGGAGAAGUAUUUCACGGAGCAGGUCAUCCGGGACGCCGUGGAGGAGAACUUUAAGCAGCGGUUUGUUGUCAGAGAAAGCGACGGCCGCCCAUACGUGGCGGCAUGGUCGGGCCACACCAUCGACGGUGUCUAUGGGCCGGGGGCAAGGGUAGCUCCCGAAGACGUCCCCCCGACACUGGUGCAUGGAACGUACCGUCGCCAUGUGAAGUCGAUCCAGGAAAAUGGGCUCCGGGGCGACAGACGGAUGGCUCAUCUGGUCAAUCCAGAUCAGGCGUCGGGCAAGUGGAGGUCGGACUUGGAGGUGAAGAUUCCCGUCUCUACUAAGGCUGCGAUGGAGUCCGGGGUCGUCUUUUACGUCACGGGGAAUUCUGUGUGGCUUGCCAGCGGAACAAUCCCGCCGGCAGCCUUGGGCGAUGUCUCGGACUGGGACACAGCCGAGUUUUGGUACGUGGGGCCCGUGCCGCAGCACCGGGGGGAGCCCAGCUCCAGCAAUCAAGGCAAGAGAGGUCGGCGUCGGGACGAGUGGGUGGAGGAAGAGCCACGCAAUUCUGCAAAGCUCAACCUCGCUGCCUACCGCUCGAUAGCCUGGCCCCCGUCCAAAGCUCAGGAGACAGACCCCAGGGAAGAGCUCGCCCGAACUGCGUCCGACCUGGCGGCGGCGGUAGCUGGCUUGGCCUGCCAAGAAGGCGAAGAGGAGGUCAACGUUGAUCCGGAUACUCUGAAGGCGGACGUCGUUGUUAUCUCGGAGCCUGACUGGGGCGCCUCCGGCCCGGAAAUCCAGGAGGCGCUCGUGCCAAUGACAAAGCUGGAGGAAUCCCUCGAGGUCAAAACCGAGGCUCGGUCCGAGCCCGGGGAGACCUUACAGGAAGCUGGCCCCGCUGCUCCCGCGACCAAGUUCGAAGAGUUGCCUGUUGCCAAAGCCGAGGCUCGAUUCGAGCCCGGUGAGGCCCUGCAGGAGGCUGCCCCGGGCGUCAAAGCCGAAGAAGAACUUCGCCCAUCUGCCCCUAAUCCAGCUCAGGCGGCCGGUCCUGGGGAAGCCCCGGCUGCUGACCCGCAGCCCACGCCCGCUGCUGGGAGUGUUAAAGGGGAACCCGAUGCCCGUGCAGAAGCGCCGGUGAGCCCGAAGAGUUCCGAUGCCUGCAUUCCAUCCAAGAUGUCCGACAGGUUGCUGCAGGAAAUCGCUCGGGCUGACGAAGCGAACUGGCAGAACCUCCAAGAAUCCCUCGCCAAAGCGGAAGAGGAUGGGUCGACCAAACAAGAUUUGAUAGACGACCUGUCAAGGCUUACUGCGCAGCGAAAAGAAGCUGCCGAAGGGAUACAGCAAAGUUUGGAAACCGAGAUCCAACGCAUCAAAGAUGCAGAGGAUGAAGACAAAAGUUAUCUCGAAGCCUUGGACGCUCAGGGAAGUUACAUGCGAGAAGUGGAAAGGAGAAAUCCGGUGCGGCCUUCUAAAGCCGUCAAAGUCCUCAAGUCUGCCCGGCUCGACCUCGAGAUUGAAGCAGGCAUCAGCGUUUGGGUGGCUAGGCGCCGGGAGAAAGGCAGACAGAGGGCACGUAUGCACCGUGAGAGAACUCAGGGAGGCGAAGCUAAUCCCUCCGCUGAACCUCUCGAGUCCCCUGAGGCAGCAGCAGCCGCACGAAAGGAAGCCGCGCGAAAGGAAAUUCAAGACUUCCGAGCCUCACUGCUGCAGGCCGAUGGCCAACCAAGGAAAUUUCGAAGAGCCCCAGACUCGCAAAGACGAAAGGAAGCGAAGAGACUGAGGCGCCAAACUCGUCGAAAUGACGACGCUAGUAGAGACACCAACCACGCCAUCGCGCACGCCUACCCAUUAGGUGGAGAAGUGGUGGUGAGGCAGACUACGCUGUGGCUUGCAGGGCAAGGUGUCAGGCCGAGUCUACCAAUCGAACUGUUUGGAAUCUUGGUAGCAGCUUCCUUGUUCCUUGCCGUGGGAGCCUGCCUUGCUAUCCGGCGAUGGGUACACGCCCGCCCUUCCAUGGGGCAAGCAAAUUCCCGAGGCCCUGUUUCGGGCCCGGGAAAGAACAACAAGAUGCCGAAUCCGCUCCAAGGCCCAACGUCGGGUCAAAUAUCGUCUGAGCGCACUCAUACCGAAAUUCUGCCCGACGCCAGCCGAGGCUUGGUUUCGAGCCCGGUGACCCCCGCCCCGCCCCCUGCGGCGGAGCCAACCUACGGGCGUCGCAUCCGGCUAGAAGCCGGGACCGUUGAUCCGGAAGGAAUCCCGCGGUGGCAUCGUUCCGAGUGUCUUAGGCCAGGACCCAGUCGAUGGGUGGAGCCGUGCAAAGAUUGUGCCGGCCAACCGGGGUAUGUGCAGCCUUCCGGAGCCGCCCACGUGACUCUGAGCGGCGAGAGGUGGCAUCAGGAAGGGUGCGGUCACAUCCGGGGCCGCAGACAGAUCCGCUACGAACGGUGUCUGUGUCCCCCGGGUGAGGCUAGCACAACGGUGGCCCGGCGAAAUCCCCGACAAGGUGUUCGACAGCGGCGAGUCGACGACGCCAAUCGGGACACCAACCAUGCCAUCGCCCACCUCUUCUGUGGAGAAUUUGGGCUCCUCAUCCUGGCCUUGUUAUACCUCUUCGGAGUCCUGCAUGCUUGUUUGCGGGCCGGGAGCGAAGAGAUUUCACGGGAGCAAAAAGACGAGAGACGCGUGGGAGGCUCCACUACCAGGCGGGUACGCUUCUCGCCUUAUUUGGAAAGCUUGGAAGAAGACAUCCACCCGAAGGAGGCGCCGACCAUUCAGCAGGGGGUGAAGAACAGACCCUGCCGCAGCCCGAAGGCAGUCAGAGAUCUCCUUGGGCACAAGACCCCACAGCUUGGCUUACCCCUGAAGAAUCGGCAAGACUAUCAACAGGAAGCUGUCAAUGUUGCUUUGGACAGGCUAGCCCUGACGACUCGUCGGACGUAUGCCGCGCAGUUGAAAUGGUGGCGCCUGUUUUGUGCUCGGCGCCAGGUGCACUGGCUCCUGACUGGGGUGCCGGCGGACGAAGAUCUCAUCAUUGACUAUUUGCUUCACUGUGCCGUCAACGAACAGCGUGCCCCGGGAACUUUGAAACUGCGUCUCGCUGCCGUCCGAAGCAUCCAUGUGACGCUGGGGCUGCCAGAUCCCUUAGAAGGAAGAAACCGGGUAGCGAUGGCCCUGGCAGGCCUGAGAAGGCGGUACAAGACGCCGGUUCGGCGCGCUCCCGUGACCCCCCGUAUGUUGCGUUGGCUGGAGGAACAUCUCCGAGGCCCUGUUUCGGGCCCGGAGGGUCCUAUCCUCUGGGCUGCCUUGUGCCUGGGGUUCUUCUUUUUGCUCAGGGCCUCAGAAUUUUUACCCUUGGGGUACAUCCCAUUUUCCCGUCAAUUAAAGGGAAGACAAGUACUCCUUUUCAGCAAAGGGGAGCAAUGCGACCUCCGCAACCUGGGGGAAGCCGAUGAGAUCCGGCUCCAGCUGAACGGUAGCAAAACCAACUAUAAUCUGGAGACUCACCGCAACCACUACAAGACCGGUGAGGCCGUCUGCCCUGUCUUGGCAGUCAGACAGUUCCAGAAAUACCCGAAUCGAUACUUGGGCGGCGUGGAGGCAGAUGAGCCACUAUUCCGAACACCGGAAGGCUGGGAUAUCCCACGCGAGGCCGUGCAGAUGCUCCUGCGCCGUGCGGCCGAAGCCUGUGGUGUGGCGGGCCAUCUAGGCUCGCACUCUCUUCGUUUUGGGGGCGCUUCGGCUCUCUGGGCCGCCUAUAAAGACGCCUCAGUGGUCAGGCGCUACGGGCGUUGGGCUUCCGACGCCUUCCACACUUAUUUGUGGGAGGACCGCGAAUACUCGCGCGGUAUGUCGGAGUCCAUGAUCAAGACAAGCCUUACGCCUACGCGUGUUUCACGCCCGGUAGAAAGGCAACCACUCCAGCUAUACAGUGGCAAGGGAGGGGUGCGAGCCCGGAGGGCAAAGACCUUUUCA